UUGGAAGGUAGAGGUGGGUAACGUGAGAUGCUGCCAAGGGCCGCCGAGCUCCGCCUGAAUGCUUGUUGCGAUGCGACUGCGCGAGUUUGCGCCUGUUUACUAGACUCUUGUUGGUGCUGCGCGUUCUCUAAUCAAAACAUCCUGGUUGGCAAGUUGUCUGGACUGAACUAUGGAUAUGAAGACGUUCUUGGCUAAGCGUGGCUAUCGUCGCGACUGCAACACCAGCGACGGAGUGGAAGGACUAGACCUUGGCGGCAUCAAAAGAGGUGCAUCUUAAGUGCGACAAAAGUUGGCGGUGGCGGUCCCUUAGCAGCGCCCAAGAGGUUGAUCGCGAUUUGAGCAAGUAAUAAACUGUCCAGCGCUACAAUACUUAAUCUGCAGUGUCCUGCUGCAUGAGGGUCGGGCACAUCGCGACGUCCUUUGUUGGAUCGAAGACUUAGAAUCAUGUGCACUCUGCUGGUCCGAGCAGUUUCACUCCUCGCCCUCAGUGGCACGACCAAUGCCCUCAUCGGUUAUGGCAUCCCAAUGUAUAAACCGAAUUGCGCCUUCGCGUGUCGAGCAUCUUUCGAAAGCGCGAUGCUAGAGUGCUCGUCACACGAUCACGCAGCAGGCGCACACAGUCACGGCGCUGGACCGACCUCCCCGGAAUGCCGCGCCGGAGAUACGCCUUGGUUAACCACGCUUGCUUACUGUAUCAACGCGACGUGUGGGGAUGUCGCUCCGUGGAAGCUGGAGAAAUAUUGGGCAGAUAAAUGCACUGGCGAGAAAGCGGUCCAGGCGAAGUGGACGUAUCAAGAAGCGUUGGCGGAGCUGGGGGAAAGUGCGCAGCCGACGAAAGAGCUCGGGGAGGAUGAGAUGCUGAACUUCACUGCGCUGUACAACGAGGAGACCUGGGAGGCUCAACGUGGGACGCUCUACCAUUUCGAAUUUGCGGAAACGAUGCAUUCGCGGUCUGGCAUCAUUCUUCUUGUUUUAGGGUUUGGGACACCAAUCCUAUUCACCGUCUUCGGAUACCUCCCGUAUAUGUCCUCCGCCAUUGACAAGCUGAAGCCGCGAUUUGUCUAUCCCGCCCUCAUCGGAACGUACCACGUGCGCGCUCUCCCUUUUAGCCUGGGUAACGGACCGACAGCGGGCGAAGCGUUGUACGUCGCUACGUUCUUCAUUCUUAACAUCAUCCUGACGGCUAUCGACUAUCGCUCUUACCAACCGAACACUUGGUUUUCCAACCGCUGGCAAGAGAUCAUGGCGUAUAUAUCGAACCGUACUGGGGUCAUCGCAUUCGCGCUUUCGCCGCUGGUAAUUCUCUUCUCUGGUCGUAACAACGUUCUCCUGUGGUUGACAAACUGGAGCCAUUCAACGUAUAUGCUUCUCCAUCGUUGGGUGGCCCGGAUUUUUGCACUCCAGGUCAUCCUCCACUCCAUCUGUGAGUUACGCUUGUACGGGAACAUGGGCGAGCUAGCAACCGAACAGAGGGAGAAGUACUGGAUCUGGGGGGUAGUGGCCACCCUCUCCGUCGUCGUCACGACGGUCAUCUCCAUGCUCCCCCUUCGGCGCCUGAGCUACGAGGUCUUCUUGAUCCUGCACGUUCUGUUAGCUAUCUUUACCAUUGCCGGGUCAUGGUAUCAUGUCGAGUAUCUCUUCACCCGAAAAUGGGGCUACGAGCUCUGGCUGUACGCUGCUUGCGCCGUGUGGUUUGCCGAUCGCCUAAUGCGGCUGGGGAGGAUGCUCAAGAACGGGAUCAAGAGAGCCGAUGUCACGGAGGUUGCUGAGGACAUCGUGAGGAUCGAUGUGAAAGGUGUGAGAUGGGACGCUCGGCCGGGAAAACACACCUACGCGUACUUUCCGACCCUGGCUCCACUACGCCCAUGGGAAAAUCACCCCUUCUCCAUCAUCCCUACUGCGCUCCUCGCAUCGCGCGGCCAUAGUACUGGCUGGUCGGCCUCUUCGAGGAACUCUCAGCACUCUUCCAAUGACGUUGAGAAGACGGGCGCAUCAGCCACCGUUGCACGGACUGCACAUGGUAGCAGCACCUCGGGUGUUUCGUUGUAUGUCCGUAAGUCAUCUGGCCUCACGAGGACCCUUGGCGCCGGAACCUCGCUUCUCACUUUGCUCGACGGACCUUAUCCCAACAACUCGACAGCUGCUGUCCUCAGAACAGAUCGCCUUAUACUUAUUGCGGGUGGCAUUGGAAUUUCAGGAACGCUCCCUUACGUUGCGCACCACCAAAAUGUGAAACUUUAUUGGAGCGUCAGGGCGGCAUCACGGGGUCUUGUCAUUGACUUGGAGAAUGGGUUGAGUGGGGUGAGGGAGAAGGUAGUGAAAAUAGGUGAGAGAUUAGACCUGCAAGGUUUGCUGGAGGCGGAAAAGAACGAGGGUUGGGAGAGAAUCGGAAUAGUAGUGUGCGGACCAGGAGGAAUGUGCGACUCCGUAAGAGAUCUAGUGGCUAAAGCAGGAAGAGAGCGCCGUGCCGUUUGGGAAUUAGAAGUCGAGGCGUUUUCGUGGUAGAGCAAAUUGGGUAAAUUGGGUGGACGGGAGUGAGAUAUACGUCGUGUGACUCUCCCCCUAGAUAUUGUUAAGGGCAUUGUCUAUAGCUCCCAUACCAGGUGUUCUCUCUCUGGAUACCGAGCUACGAUCGUG
This is a messenger RNA of Trematosphaeria pertusa, 2637 nucleotides long. RefSeq names its product ferric reductase transmembrane component 4. Lineage: Eukaryota; Fungi; Ascomycota; Dothideomycetes; Pleosporales; Trematosphaeriaceae. The coding region runs from base 445 to 2505 and encodes 686 amino acids. Gene Ontology annotation, biological process: copper ion import; iron ion transport; intracellular iron ion homeostasis. Gene Ontology annotation, molecular function: ferric-chelate reductase activity. The transcript has 3 exons. Gene Ontology annotation, cellular component: plasma membrane. The record is from RefSeq and is a predicted model, not a curated record.